Molecule: messenger RNA, 519 nt
Organism: Saccharomyces paradoxus
Lineage: Eukaryota; Fungi; Ascomycota; Saccharomycetes; Saccharomycetales; Saccharomycetaceae
Exons: 1
Coding region: 1-519 (172 amino acids)
Source: RefSeq, a predicted model, not a curated record
AUGGAGCACGUACCAAAGAAGUCAUUUGGACAUUUCUUUAAAAGAAAAACUACAACUGUAGAUGGAAGCAAACCACAGGUCUCCGGAACUGCUAACCGACUGCGGAAGCUGCUGCACAAAGGCAAGAUACAGCAGCAGAUGGUGCCGGCUGAAUCUCAGUAUAGAAUUCCGGGCUAUUUUAGGGAUAAUCGAAGCGUGCGAGUCAAAACCCCUAUGUGCAACAACUCACCGUUAGCGGCGCCAUCCACGCUUCAUAUCAAUGAAAGAUACGUUCGCUAUGACAUCAACACUAGGCCCUUAAUUGUUGUGCUUGCGAUCUCAAUUGUAUUUUUCGGCUGUCUCCUGGUGCUUAAGGACAUCAUCAUUCAAUCAUCGGAAAACAUCCUAAGUGUUUCCAAAUGGAAAAUUAUAGGGGCGUCUUUCAUGGGCACACCAUACACAGGUCUUCUCACGGGACUAAUUGGCACUGCAUUUUCACCAUUUUCUGCUGUUUCGUCGUGGCUUUCGUUCAUCUUUUGA